This is a messenger RNA of Astyanax mexicanus (Mexican tetra), 3741 nucleotides long. It is a transcript of the gene prmt2ip, whose product is annotated as chromosome 9 C15orf39 homolog. Bases 312 to 3611 code for a protein of 1099 amino acids. NCBI's taxonomy places the organism in Eukaryota, Metazoa, Chordata, Actinopteri, Characiformes, Acestrorhamphidae. The transcript is spliced from 4 exons. The record is from RefSeq and is a predicted model, not a curated record.
CUGUUGCAGCAGCUCGCAUACUUUUGGACUGACGCCUCUGCGCUCCUGAGGAAAAGAGUCCGGAACUGUGGGGGUUAUGGUCCGCUCCUCUGCGGCUCCGCGGAUCUCGGGUGUUGGGUAGAGUGUGGGUGAGCUGGUCGCUGGGUAAUUCUGGAGGGCAGGGACUUUUGGCUUGUUUAACUCAUGGAUUCCCUGACUGAGCUCGGCUCUACAGCAGCAGCAGGAGAGCCCCGGCGGUGAGAGGAGGCUGCGGCUGUUUAUAAACACGGUCUCAUUUGGCAUGAAAAAAAUCAUCACAAUUACAGGAUGCGAUGAACAACAAGCGGGUGCAGAAUUUCAUGGAUCCUCUAGCUCAAAGCAAGAUCACAAGGCUAGAGGGUACUGUGGGGACUAUGGUCCCUCCAGGGCUUCCCAAAGCAGACAGCUUGCCUCAGUACUCCCAAGACAAGUCAUUACCAUACAGACGGACCUACAUAUCUUGCAAUCUCAGUGGACAAGAGGCUUUAGAUCUUCCCUCAGCAUGGAGCCCCUCUAGGACUUAUGUGAGAAAUGGUGAGAGCCCAGGUGUUCAUUCUGUGGCCACAGAGGGGUCAGUGACACAUCAAGCCUUUUACCGGCCUGAUAAUGUGGCAUUCCCUGUGGAAAGUGGUUCUCCGGCAUCAGUGGAGGCGCUGGCAGCAAAGCACAAGCUUUCCUACUAUAACAGAAGCAAGCAAAGCCCCAGCACUGCAGGUGUCGUCUCUCCUGUUGCUUUUAGAAAGCUUCCUGUUGGAUGCACAAGCGUAUCCCCAUCAUCAGGCGAAAGCCCAGUCGGCCUAGCUGUUCCAAAACCAGUGUAUGGACAUAGCCCCUGCUUCACUGACCUUAAGCGCACGGUAGGUCAGAACUAUGCUGUGGAAAGAGGACUACAAAGGGUGCCCCCUCAAAUGUUUGAGGAUGACUGGGCAGCGCAUUAUGGUCACUGGGCGUAUCUCCACAAAAUGGAGCAGGAAGCAUUGAUGCAGCAGCGAAUGUCCUUCCCAUUCGAGCACUGUGGAGAGAGAUUACCGUUAAAAGAUGUAACGCCACAAGGUUACCAUUCUCUCAGCCCAAGCAGGUCUAGGAGGUCUGCUUUUGCUGAGCCAAACCACAGCGGCUAUGUAUACAGCCCAGCACACCCUGUUCUCCCUCCUUCUGCUGAGCAGUGCCAGCGUUUUCAGGUGCGCCCACAAAUGCAUAAGGAUCUGGCUUCUUUUUACAAAACGCCAACUAGAAUGCAUUAUGGACCUUCACCGACACAGGUUUAUCAAGAUCGUCCACACAUAUCCAAGUAUGGAGAAAUACCUCAGAAUUCUUUGCUGUACUGUCCACAGACUAGCACAGAGCAGAGCAUCUACAGACCAGAGAAUCUUUCUCAUAUAGCUGAAUCUCAUAUUGUUGAAAAGCCUCAGCAAACCUCAGGCCAAUGCUCAAUUCCUCAGUCUUAUUACAGUGACUUGCCGCAUCCUUACACUAUGAUUCCAACAAGCCACCCAGCUGUGAGGAAUUUACAUCCUUAUCCAGGUUUCAGAAUGCACUUAAAUACUAACCAAAUGAACAUGUUCACUGAGCGGCUGUGUCCUCCUCCUGUCAUGCAUCAGGUAGAUCGACCUCUGGACUUUUCCAUACGUAGAGAUAAAAACGCAGAAUCCCACCGGGACCCUAAUGGACACAUUGGAAUUUCAGGGACUUACCACCAAGCACAAGUUUCCAAUCAUAUAGGUGCUCAAAAUGACACACUUGGUGCUUCCAACCAGAGACAUGAUGGCUUUCCUGUUGGCAGUAGCCAUAAUUAUACCUCCUCUCCCCAAUGCACUGCUGUUGUGUCCAAUAAAAAUCCAGGUUCCAGUCCAGCAAACAGUGUUGCAAUACCCAAAAGACAUAGCAAGGAAGGUGAUAACGACUGUGAAUCAUUGAGAAAAGUUCAAAAGAUGGACCAGCAUGAGUCUGACGGGUCUGAGUCACCAUCCUCCCCUCCAAUGCCAGUCAUUAACAAAGUCUUCAGCCUGGCUCCUUACAAAGCCUACUUGGAAGUUACUGGCAUGUUCUCCCCUGCAAAUGAUUCCAGCAGUUCCAAAAUUCAUUCUGACUCAGAACCUCAAAAAGAAGAAGCUAUGUCACAAAGGACUAAUCCAAAACCAAGUCUCUGUCAAGAUGACCUUAAUCUCAAAGCAGUCAAAACAUCACCAGCUAGCAACUUAAAUUCAGAUGGUUUACAAAUGGUGAAGGUCAAGAAAGAGAAACUAGAAACCAAUGAAGCUGCAUGCAAGUCAGAAAUGAGGGUCAGCCACAGUCACUCUACAAUUACUCAAUGCUGCAAUAAUGGAAUAGUCAAAGAAGAACCUGCAGAUUUCGAGCCAGCAGAUUUAAAACCAGCAGAUUCAGAACCUGCUGAUAUAAAGUUAGCACAUUUAGAACCUGCGGACUUAAAACCAGCAGCAGACAUAAAAGUAGCAGCAGAUCUAAAUCCUGCCGAUCUAAAACCAGCAGCAGAUCUAAAACUAGCAGCAGAUUUAAAUCCUGCCAGUCUAAAACUAGAGGCAGAUCUAAAUCCUGCUGAUCUAAAACCAGAGGCAGAUAUAAAACCAGAUACAGAUCUAAAACUAGCAGCAGAUGUAAAUUCAGCAGUGUGUGACGCUGAGCACAGAAUUGUUGUUGUGAAGAGUGAUUUUGAGCCAGAAUGUCACCCAGUCACACCAGAAAUACCAGAACCCUCAAUUGAACGAAAGCAUGAGCCUGUUGCAGUGAACAAAUUAGAAAAUGUACAGACUAAAAACACCCCCAUAAAACCAUGUGAACUUCCAGCCACUUUGCCUCCCAAACCCCCAGCUCCACCUCAGACACAUCAUACACUUCAGCCUACUUUUGCUCUGAGUAAAAUCCCUCCACAUUGCCUCAAGAUCUCCAGAUAUAACAUCAUUAUACCUGAGGUCCUUAAAAGUUCAGUGCCUUCAAAUCCUGUGCUUCCUCCUUCUCCUGUUGAGACAAGUCCAGCAAAGAGCAGCAGCAGACAUGCCCGGCAUCAGUUCAUGGAGCUCCACCAGUCACUGUGCACACUCAUAUCAACCUGUAUUUCUCAAACCUCGCGUUGGGAGCUAAAAGAGUGGUUAUCGCGUCUGAACCUUGUCUCUCCUCCAGUUAAAACCCAGAAGGUAUCAUGCCUGCUUGGAUCUAAGGCCAGAGACGUUUGGUUGAAAGAGGAGGGGAUAGUAGCAGCACUCAGCAAGGUUGUUGUUCAGCUUCAGGCUUAUGUCAUUAGGCUUGAGUGCCCUUUUCUUCAUGUCAUCAGAGCUGGGGCAGUGUUCAUCCCGAUGCUGGUGGUGAAAGAGGUCCUGUUUCCUCAGAUCCAGGGGACAUUUAUUGACCAGGUACUGCAAGAGCAUCGAGUUGAGCUGCGACCAACCACGCUGUCAGAGGAGAGACACCUGACCCAACUCCAUAAGCGGGCUUUUUCCUCAAAACUCAGAAGGCUGCUGUCCCUUAAACACCUGCAAGAUAUCUAUCCAGAUUUGGUCAACCUCCUCUACUAUUCUAAAGCCUGCAGUGUACUUGAUUCAACUUCCACAGAUGUCCAAACUGUUCCUCAGGAGUAGAGCUGAAAUGUGUGGAGUGCUCUGAUGAAGCUGAAAGUUCUGUGAAUGAGCUGGAGGUUGGCUGCAUGUCCCCGACACCACAAACACCAGAAACUGAGACGCACCUGGAGAACAUCAAAGAGACGUCUCU